UGUUUGGUUAGUUUGAAUGUACGCGAAUGGGUGUGCGAUUGCUGAUAAAUUUUGAGUAAAGGGAGAGUAAAAAGGGUGUAGUAGUCGGUCAACCUUAUAUUGCGGUUAUUUGUGUGUUAACCGAAAUGGUACAUUUACUUGUGGUUGUCGUGUGUGCUCAAGCGUAUCCUGACUUGAAUCAGCUCGAAACAACUCAAUUCGUUUGUUCGGCCGGUAUAUCACAGUCGACACAAUACAGAAACUACAUUUUAAGCUUUUUGUGUGUUAACGAAUACAUGAAAUGAAAAUUCAUGUGUUUGUGUUUUGAUUUCAUUAAAAGAGAAAUCGUGAAAUUCUGAUAAAGAAAAAAAAAAAAGAAAAGCGUCGUCGUAUAUGAAAUGGAAAAAAUAUCACACACAACUAUGUAAAAUUCGAAAGAGGAGAAAAAAGUGAUGUUUUAUAUUGAACACCUAAAAAUAGGCUAUAAAAAACUUUUUUAAAAGCUGUAAGAACAUAAUGUUUUAUAAUCGAAAGUAGGCAAUAGAAAAAGAGUUUUAAUUCACUUAAAGGUAGACUAUCAAAAAAGAAAAAGAAUUUAAUUUAUAUAUUAAACAGCGAUUCAUGGUUCAAAGCACACUGAUGAUGCCAGUAUGAAACUCAAGCAAAGCUGACAGCCGGUCAUCGAGGCCGACACACAACAUACAAAGGAACGUCUGAAAAAAUUACAGCAAAAAAAAACUCGAAAAAACCAAAAAAAAUUCUUUGAGGAAUUUUUGGGCAACGCACGAACACGCGAGUAUGAGCCAAAGCGAUACAUUCACCCAUCUGGACGGCCGUAUCUACGCAUAACUAAAAAAUACCAACCGACCGUCGUAACCAACAGCCGCAUUCAUAACACCAUACCGUGUUAUUUUAAAGCAAGCCAAACAGAGUUGUGAGUGAGUGUGUAUACGAAAAGAGAAAGAACAAACAGAAGAGAAAAAACAAAAAGAUAAACAAACACAUUCACAUUGAUAUACCCUGUCAUUCACUUGCAUUUGUGCGUUCAGCAUUUUUUGUAUUUGUGGAGAAAGGAUAACGAGGACGAUGAUUAUGAUGAUGCUGGAGCUGAUGUUUAUGCUGAUGCCGACGCUGAUGAUAUGGUAAAGUCAGUCAGGCAGUCUGCCAAAUUUUAUAAAAUGACACAAAUAUGCUGGUAGUGAGGGACUUACGGCUUCCUAAUAUCAGCUACAAGCACACACAGAAAAAGCACAGGUUUCAACGAAGCGACUACCACGUGACAGGCGAGACAACAUAUGCCGCACCCGCACUAUUGCCGCUACGCAAACAUCAGCAGGCAAGCCAUUCUCUUCCACCACAUAUUGUCAGACUGAACUUAACUGCCUCCCGGGCUAUUACUGCAAGUAUAAAAACAACAAGAACAACAACAACAACAACAACAACAACGAUAACGGCAACGAUAAUAAUAACAACAACAACAACAGCAAUAGAAUGCAACAAAUUAAAAAAGAAAAUGCAAACGCUUGUCACUCCAAAUUGUUGACUGCUCUGAAUUUAAUGUGGCCAAAGGCUCUUCUAGGAGCGACCAUCUCUCCGCAAUAAAAUCAGCACAAAAAACUCGGAGGAAAAUAAAAACAGGUUACGACGAAUCAAACGAAUUUAUAUUCAAAGCCAGUUCUAUCAGGAAAAAAGCACCACUAACAACAACAACUACGUGAAAAGAAAAACGCAAAAACUCAACACACAUUCAUCCAUUUAAAGCUCACGCUGCUGCUGCUGCUGUUGUUGCUGUUGCUGUGGCUGUUAUUGCAAACUGACCAUCGGCUUCAUUUGCUGUGAAUUAAGUGAAAAAUUUUAAACGGAAUCUUUAAACUUACUUUAAACGGAAAGAAGGAAAGAGAGUAAGAGAAGAAAGCACAAAAAAGGACACAAGCCAAAGUAUACCGAAUCCUACUUAAAAUAUAUUUUUCACCUCUAUUUUUUACUUCACUAUUGUGCGCUCAAGUUGAUGUUAAAUUUUCAGUUCAACUUUAAAGCAAAUCCGGCCAAAAAAAUAUAAAGCAAAAAAUCAUUGCUUAAAUCCAUUCGAUUACAGUUGAUAAGAGCUGUGCAAACAAAUGGCAAAAUUUUGGUUGUUCUAUUGGAUCCUUUUGGUUGCUUGGUAUCCUUUCCUAACGCACGGAUAUCUUAAUGUGUUCAUAAGCCAUAAAGAAGUCAUGAAACUUAUGGGAUUGGAGGCAGAUUUGUUUUACGUCCACGAGGGAGCCAUAAACACAUACGCGAUGCAUUUCACGGUGCCGGUGCCAGCGGAUGUACAUGACCUCGAAUUCUCGUGGCAAAGUCUAACAACAUAUCCCCUACCAUAUGCUAUUACCAUCGAUUAUGAACACGAACAAGAGGCUUUAUUACUGCCCACCCUCAGCAUACCGGACAAAGGCUAUGUACCGCAGCAGGUGGAAACUUUUUCACUUCACUUACCCUGUAGUGGUAAUGUAAGCGAACAAGUCCCCCUUACAGUUAAUAUGCUGGUACGAGGUCCACCCCGUUACAAUGAUACAAAAUUACAUUUUAAGCGCAAUAAAAUCUGUAUUAAAGCGCCAAACCAAUCACCGGCCCCGGCUCAUGCGCCCUCACAAGGUCCAGCUUUGCUAGGAGCUGCAGCUUGUGCUUUGGGCUUGAUUUUAGUGGUGGGAUUGACCGCUAGUACAAUGUACCUGAGGGCACGUAAGCAGAUCAGACAAGAUUCAUUACAUACAAGUUUUACUACUGCCGCAUACGGCAGCCACCAGAAUGUGUUUAUACGCCUAGAUCCUUUAGGUCGGCCACCGAGUGCUAAUAGCGGCUCCUAUGCUACAAUUGCUAGUCUAAAUAAAUAUCCUUCGGAAACGAAAAAAUCAUGCAAUAUAUUUGAAAAAUUUCGUAGCUCGCCAACCCCUUCACCGUACGCAACAGCAUUGUUACCAAUGGGUGAUCAGAUAACGGAGACAAUUUAUUCGAAACCGGAAUCGGUGUGUUGUCCCUCGAGAAUAUCGUAUUAUGCCUCGUCACAGCUAACACAGGCCUAUAGCAUGUCUACACCGAAAUCGAGUCGGGGCAACGGCAGUAUAUUUGGUGGUGCCAGUACAGCCGGCGGCAGUUCAGGUGAUCCUAAAGAGAAAAUGCGCCGUAUACCCAAUGUGCAGCCGGGCACUUUGCUAUCUGAACAUCUAAUCAAGGAAGGCACAUACGGUCGUAUAUAUGGCGGUAAAUUGGCGGACGCCUGUGAUGUUCUGAUCAAAACCGUAGUAGAUGGAGCUUCUUUAACACAAGUCGCUUGCUUACUGCAGGAUUCCUCAAUGCUUAUUGGAGUGGGUCAUCAAAACAUAUUGGCUCCCAUGUUGGCCAAUACCGAAUUACCGGGGCCACCUGAAAUAGCAUAUCCUUAUCCUUGUAAAGGAAAUUUAAAAAUAUUUUUGCAGAAGUCGCGCGAAAUGAAUACACCGCUCAGUACUCGCCAGUUGGUGGAAUUCGGUUUACAUGUUACUAAAGGUUUGGCCCAUCUGCACUCGGUGGGGAUUAUACACAAAGAUAUAGCGACCAGAAAUUGCUACCUGGAUAUUGAUUCCUAUGUUAAAAUAUGUGAUAACGCCUUGUCGCGUGAUCUCUUUCCCGAUGACUAUCAUUGCUUAUGCGAUAAUGAAAAUCGUCCACUAAAAUGGAUGGCUUUAGAAUCGCUACAACAAAAGAGCUUCUACAAUACGCAGACAGAUGUCUGGAGUUUGGGUGUUCUAUUCUGGGAAUUGGCUACGCUGGCCUUAACACCGUUCGAAGAAGUCGACAUAUUCGAGUUAACACCAUAUCUAAGCGACGGUUUUCGCCUCUCGCAACCCAUUAAUUGUCCAGACGAAUUUUUUACUGUCAUGUCUUGCUGUUGGCUGGUGGAUCCUAAGCAAAGGCCGUCCUUCCCUCAACUAAUUGCUUAUCUACAAGAUUUCUAUGAAGACUUGGGCAUGUAUAUAUAAAUCGAUUUUAAUUUUGUCCUACGUAUUGAAAUUCAAAAAAAAAAAAAACAAAACAAAAAAAAAAUAAAUAAAAUAAAAAAAACUAUUAGACGAACUUUGCACUUAAACCUAGAGAAAAAUCUUCUCGUUGGUUAAUUGUUUCGAGAAUUUAACUAAAAACACAUUAACAAGAGAAAACAACCUGAACAUAUUUUUAGCAUUUAUUAAAUUUUAUUUAAACUAAGUGUAGUUAGCAUAUGUAUAUAAAUGUAGUUAAUGAAGGAAAAACAAAAAACUAAAAUUAAAUCAAACUAAAACCAAAGAGAUACAAACAAUUACAAUUAGAAAUCAUUGCCAUUCUACUGGGCUUUGAAUUGUUAUGCAGUCCUCUAAUCUCAACACUGCCUCUCUUACACAACAUCAACAACAACAACAACAGCCAUACAUACACUUACUCUCAUUAUCAUUCUGAUUGUCUAUCGUUGUUAUCACUAAAUGUUAAAUUAAGGCGAAGAAAUUAAUCUGUUAAGUGAUGCCGUUUACAUAAGAUCUCACUCUAUCGCUCUCUCUCACUCUCUCUUUUGAAUUUAGGUUCAAAAAGAGAAAACAAUUUUUCAAUUUACACAGGAUAACACAAGAAAAUUAAGUAUCGUUGAAAACGAACAGUGCGAUCAUAAUAAACAAAUUUUUGGUUCAAGGCGGAAUUUAAAACAUUAUUUAGCGGUAAGUUGUUUACCAUCUUAUAUUUUUAUUUAAACGAAAGCAAAAGCUUUUUUAAAAUUGUCGAAAAUGUAAUGCUUUGUUUACUCAUUUUUUAGACGCACAAAUUUAUCAACUGUCUCAACAUACAAACGGGGCCACAACAGGCAUAGAUUAUUAUAGUUGCGAAUCAUUCCUUACUAUAUCUCGCAGUGCUGAACUGCUUCCUACAUCCAUUUAAGCUUUUCCGUCCGUCCUGUUUUCUUAUGUUCAACUUGCAGGAUAAAAAUUUUGCGAUUAUUCUGAUGAGAUCUGACGGCCUGCCUUAUCUUCAGCCAAGAACGAGCGCUAUUGAUAAUGAUAGCGAUCGGACCAUUUCUUGACCGCUUCCCCUUUUAAUAGAAUUGAAUCAAAUGUAUAUAGCAUUGCGUUAAAUGUAUUGUGUAUUUGCACAAGUGAUGUCAAGUUUUUCCUCAGUAGUCAUGCCGAUCCCGAUUUUACGAAAGUAAAGUCAAAUCUCACUCCGGCUUUCCAUAAAAGAAAAAUCAUUAUAAUGUUCAAGGGAAAAAUAAUAUUUGCUUCCUGUGGUAAAUUCAUGGUUUCUGACCACUAGAACGUCAUGAAACAAAGCAAGUGGCUAAUCGAGCGAAUGUCGUGCAAAAGUCUAGUUUAGAAAAGGCCAUUUUUACAAACUUCUUUGGUUAUCGCUACGUAAUGUUUGUGUGAAUUUCUUCCGCCACGACAAAACACUGGCUGAACUAACUGACUUAAAACUAACCUUCUCAUUACCCUUGUGACCGAUCUCCUACGAACGACUCUCUUUUCAUUGCAUUCUUUUGUUUUUACUUAGUUUUUAUGCACAUCACCGAAGGAUUCAUUACGUCAAAGUGUUUGCAGCCCCCAGAAAGAAGCAGAAGAACGGACCUGGCAAAGUACUCUUAAUCAACAUCAAAUUCUAAAUCAAUUUAAACAUGUCUCUGUCUGUUCGUCUGAUCGUCUAUCCGUCUGUC
Molecule: messenger RNA, 5668 nt
Organism: Glossina fuscipes
Lineage: Eukaryota; Metazoa; Arthropoda; Insecta; Diptera; Glossinidae
Gene: Drl-2
Product: tyrosine-protein kinase Dnt
Exons: 11
Coding region: 2097-3980 (627 amino acids)
Biological process (GO): cell surface receptor protein tyrosine kinase signaling pathway; positive regulation of kinase activity; axonogenesis
Cellular component (GO): signaling receptor complex
Molecular function (GO): ATP binding; protein kinase activity
Source: RefSeq, a predicted model, not a curated record